Messenger RNA from Carassius gibelio (silver crucian carp), 4840 nucleotides. Its product is annotated as ephrin-A2. The record is from RefSeq and is a predicted model, not a curated record. Gene Ontology annotation, biological process: osteoclast differentiation; ephrin receptor signaling pathway; axon guidance. The coding region runs from base 796 to 1413 and encodes 205 amino acids. NCBI's taxonomy places the organism in Eukaryota, Metazoa, Chordata, Actinopteri, Cypriniformes, Cyprinidae. Gene Ontology annotation, cellular component: plasma membrane. Gene Ontology annotation, molecular function: ephrin receptor binding. The transcript has 4 exons.
GAGCGUGCAGGUCCAGGCGGUCCGUCUCGCCGAGCAGCUCCGCCCCGCGCUCGAGGACAGACAGCGGAGCGACGGAGACCAGUGCUGAGAGAGAGACAGCGCGCUGUGGAGGCAGGACAGCUCGUCUUUUGCAAGGAAGGACAGGAAACGUAAUUUCACACUUGUGAGAGCGACUGUCUGUGAGGAGCAGCAAGUUGUGAACGCAGAAGCGGCAUUUAAAGCGCCAACUUUGCGCGUGAUGCGGCGUGCGUGGGUUCGGCACCGCGUCUGUGAGCGCACCACGAGACCGCAACCGAGAUAACUUCCACACGGCAGUUUGACACGGAAGUGCAGGCUUCUUUUUCCUCUCAUUGACUGGUGAUUAAGAAGACCGACUCGCUUCAGGUGGCUUCGGAGAGAGGAGACGCACGGACCGCGCGCAUGUGUGGAGUACCAGCAGGAUUUUAGAGCGCGCGCGUUCGCCUGAAUGGAUGGUAACUAUCCGGCCACUUUUUACGAGUCUGAGAAAAGUUUUUGAAAGCCACUCUAAGGAGGAAUGGAUGUGAAAAGCAAGCGGUAUGGUAGUUUGACACGCGGCGGUCCUCUUUCUCCGAUCGUCAUGGAAACAUCUCAAGCUGUGGAGGUCGAGAUGCUGGAUGGAUCCUCCGUGAGAAGUUCAUGCGCUCAGCUUUGACUUUACUUUUUAUUCCUUCGAAGAAGAAUGUGAUGCAUUUGAACAAGACACACAUGAUCGUUCUUCUUAAACGCAUCUGUUAUUAACUGAGCUUAUAUUUUCUGCCUGUUUGCGUUGACAUUAUGGACAAGAACUCUAUUGCUUAUCAGAUGGAGUUGACACUUUUCAUGGUCGUCCUCCUGUUUUGGGUCACCGUGUGCACGGAUGACAGUAAGAUCAUUUCAGACCGGUAUGCUGUGUACUGGAACAGCACGAAUCCCAGAUUCUUGCAUGGUGAAUACACAGUGGAGGUGGCCAUCAACGAUUACCUGGACAUCUACUGUCCACACUAUGAGGACCAUCUUCCUCAGGAGCGCAUGGAACGUUACAUCCUUUACAUGGUCAACUAUGAUGGCUACACCACAUGCAACCACCACAUGAAAGGCUUCAAGCGCUGGGAAUGCAACCGCCCAAUGAGUCCGAAUGGGCCCCUCAAGUUCUCAGAGAAGUUCCAGCUGUUCACACCCUUCUCUCUGGGCUUCGAGUUCCGCCCAGGCCAUGAAUACUACUACAUCUCCUCACCACACCCCAACCUCGGUGGGAAGCCAUGUUUAAAGCUGAAGGUGUACGUCAAGCCUACGAAUGACUCUCUGUACGAGUCUCCAGAGCCGUUCCUGACAGACGACUCCAGCGGUGGUUGGGCAUUAACGGCCAGUCUGUGGCUCAUGCUUCCGCUGCUUCUGCUCCUGUGCCCCUCAUAGCAUCAUAACCCUCUGAGUCUGACCACACCCACCCCACCUGCCCCGCCCCAUCAUGCAUCACAAUGACAAGUCCCGCCCCUUCAGUUCUGGAGUCCAGCCAACAGACAUUGAUAGCAGGCUGCAGCCCUGCAGGACAUCUGCUAACCAACAGUAAUUUGCAUUUACAAUUAUGCUCCGCCCAAAUUCCCAAAUUUGGGCAUUCCUGCAUAGGCGCUCUUGCUCGACCGACAAAAGAUGUAAAUUGGCCAACUUUUUUGUGAGCUAUCUACUUUUCUGCCAACAUCCAACCAUCAUCUGCGUGUCAGGAGAUAGAUUUAACCGAAUGGCUCUGUUUGUCUGCGUUAACCACCUACCUGAGCCUUCACUGUCAUCUGAGCUCAAUUUUCACUUUGUGAGAGCGUGUGUGAGUGUCUAUGCUCGUGUUUGCAUGUUUGUUUGUGCUCAUGGGAGCGUGUAUGCUGAUGUUAGCAUAUGAACAGAUGUACAGAGCAGUCACAGUCCCUUACAAAAUUACUAGAAAAAACUUGUUCCAUUACUCACUAAGAGAAGAAGACAGUUCUGUCUGUUGAUCUGCCAAAGAAUCUACUUAAACUUUUUUAAUAAGGGGAGUGGGAACAAUACUGGCUUUGGUAAGAGAUUACAUGCAAACAUGGAACAUUUCAGGCUUUUAGAUUCAUGAGAGGGGAGUGACGACAGUGUAGAUUUUUCUAUUAUGAUCUUUUUUUGUCAUACAAAAAAAGAAGAAUGUUAAAUAGAUACAAAAAAAUGGCCUUUUUUCACUGGUGCUCAAUCUGAAAUGAGUUUGUCCGUCUUGAACUGCAAAGAAAAUAAUUUUCUUAGUUGGUAUUUUUGACUUUUCAAAAAUAUUGUAUAACAAGUUACAUUUACAUUUAAAAGCUGUAUGAGAUUGUAUGAGAUUUAUGAUUUCAAAUGAUUAAAUCUUACAGUGGGAUGCACCGAAAUGAAUACCGAAAACCCAAAUUCUGGAUGCUCUUUCCCGAAAACUAAAACUGAAAAUGCUUUUUAAUAAUAUGUGUUUUAUUUCAUUAAAUAAUAUCAAAUAAUUUUGUAAGACUUUUUAAUUUAACUCAAUAAAUUUAUUGAUACUGAAUUAAAAAAAUACAAAGCAAUAAAAUAACCACACUUUUAUUGAAGUAACACAAAAUUAGACAGAAAAUAUAUUAAUAUUACCUAUCAUUAUAUAAAUUGUAUUCAGUUCUAUGCAACAAAAUCUGCUUUAACUAAUUUUUUAUUGUAUUAUUAUUAUCCAAAUUAUGUAUAGUCCUACAAAGCUAUUAUUAUCAGAGCAUGUGAGCAGAGCGGAGUGCUGUUUUACCAGCGUUGCCCAGUACAGCUUUACUACACCAUGUUACUGCACAGUAACGCCGCUGCAAAUAGGAACAAGUAGGCUAUACUACAUAGAAAUUUACUGUAGGCAUGUUAUUGGAGCAGACUUUGUCUUUACGUGGAGCAUGAGCAGUGCAUGAUUGUAAAGUGCUUUGAGUACAGCAAUAUACAAUAAAGUGCUUAAUAAAUCCCUCAUUCAUUCAUACAUGAGUGGAGUGUUCGCAUGGGUCGUGAGCAACUCAACUCAUAGAGUGGAAUAUUGAACAGAGCGUCACACCACGCAGUAAACAAUUCCAUAUAUAUAAUAAUUUUUUUUUAAUACUUUUCAGUGGCUGAAAUUUUGGUGCAUCCAUUGUCUUACAUUAAGUGACAUUUUAUUUACCCUGCUGUAAAUUAUGGAGCCCCUAAAGUGACAUUUUCAGGAAAAAAGAAUUGCAUGUGCUCAAGAACCUUUUCUCUGAAAAUGUUCCUGUUUGAAAAUUUAACUUGUGCACAUUAAUAUUUUGUGAGGGGGAAAAAAAAGUUAUAUUCCACUGUGAAUUAGAUUCAUUUUGUCUAUGAGAAAGUUCCUUUUGCACAUGUAUCACAGAAGAAAAUAUUGUAGGAUUUACCUUUGCUAGCAAUUUCUAAGUAAAAUUUGUUGCAAAGUUGAGCAACGCAUUAAUUUAAAUGAGAUAUUUUCAAAGACUGAAAUAGCAUUUUCUUGCUAAACAUGCUCCAAUACUUGAGGGGCUCCAUAGCAAAUAAUUCUCUCUCUCGCUCACUCUUUUUUUGUGUUGGGCGAGGAUUGUUUGAUGAUGAUGAUGAUGAUGAUGAUGAUGAUGAUGAUGAUGAUGAUGAUUAAUAAUAAGAUUAGGAGAAAUAUUGAAAAAAAAGUAAUAAUUUUUUCUAAUGAUAUUCUUACAUUUAGUGACAAUUUUAUUUACCCUACUAGAAAAUAAUGGUCUUAAUAUCUUACGCAAACUUUAAAAAGACAAAAAUACAGAUUAAGAAAAUAUAUUUCUGCAGUGUAUACAGUGCCGAGUGGAAGAAGGAUGUCUGUGUCGAAGAAGUGUUUGUUGUCAGGUCAGCUUUCUAACUUUCGUCCCAGCCCGUGUCGCUCUCUUGUUCUCUUUGUAUCUGCCUCUCUCUCUCUCUCUCUCUCUCUCUCUCUCUCUCUCUCUCUCUCUCUCUCUCUCUCUCUCUCGCUGUCAUUUUUGAAUGUGGUCUGUUCUAUGUGCUGCCCUGCCAUGCAUAGAUCUCCCACACUUGCACUUGCUCCCUUUAUCCGUGCUGAGGAGGGCCGCUGAACGAGAGGCCUCGAGACGCUGAGCGCCCGGUCACUGUGACAUUGCUGUGACAUCACAGGCUUCGGCGUAAAGACUGACGCACCGAGGCCUAGAAAAAUAGAAACGCUACAUGAGAGAAUCCAUAUGAGGGACUAAAAAUCCACAGAGCACUUCUGCUUUUGAGAUAAUUUCAUGAAGAAAAAAAAUUAACAGAAAAGGAGAAACUAUAAAGAUGUGGGAAUAUUUGUGUGUCGGAAUUGUUUUGUGACUCUCAAAAUAUGUCAUGAAGAUUUCAAGGCAAAUCGGCAUGGAUCAUCUAAGAGAAAGAACAGCUUUUUUUUAAAUGUUUGUUGGAACUUUUAUAUUUGACUUAUUCCCGUGUUAUUUUUAACUUUUCAAAAGAGCGGCAGAAAUUAUUCAUAUGUGAUAUGAGAUUAUAAUGUAGACCCUUGAAUUAUUAGAGCAACGAUGGUACCAGUUCUGCAGUUACAUGAGUCUAGACGAGUCAGAUGUUGCUGUUGUUGUUGUUGGUGUUUCCUGCUUGUAUCAUGAUGCAUUCUGGUACAUGUAGUCCUGCUAUGUUUAUUUUAUUGUUUUCCUCCAAGUGUUACUAUGAGAAUAUUUUUAUUUGUUAAUCAUGUGGAAAAAAACAUAUUUUGAGUUCCUAUAAAAUGUUCAAAUGCUCUGGCAAAGGACAACUGCAAGAAAAAGGGGGAAAAAAACGGAAAUAAAGCUUUUUUGUUUAAAAUAAACUCUUUUUAAUGAUCAGGAAAUGUGAGUUUGAAGACAAAAUGUUUUGAAAGUACUUUGGG